Vespula pensylvanica (western yellowjacket) is the source of this 1601-nucleotide messenger RNA. RefSeq names its product probable palmitoyltransferase ZDHHC24. The transcript has a single exon. Bases 503 to 1360 code for a protein of 285 amino acids. The record is from RefSeq and is a predicted model, not a curated record. NCBI's taxonomy places the organism in Eukaryota, Metazoa, Arthropoda, Insecta, Hymenoptera, Vespidae. Gene Ontology annotation, molecular function: palmitoyltransferase activity.
UGUUGUUUCAAUGCUAUAGAAUCAAUCACGUGCUUUGUUUAAGAUCUAAAUCGUAUCAAAUUGCACAAGAUUUGAAUGAAUCCAAUGCAUUGCAUCGUGAAUAGGAACAGAAAAAAGUAUGUUCCAUAUUUUUUCAUCACGUUUUUAAAGUUAACAUUAAAAAAAAAAGGGAGAAGAAACCUUUGACGAAGUUAUGGAUAAUAUUAAGGAUAAAUGCUGGAGACUCACGAGUUUCUUCCCUAUUCAAUUGGAUAUUAGGAAUAUCUAACCAUUUCUGCAAGCAACAAAAGUUAAAAAGAAAGAACAAGAAAUGUAUAGAAGAGAUAUGUCGACUUGUAAGUUUGAUAUAUUUGUCCGUGUAAAUAAGGAUAAUAAAACGUCUAUUAUCAAGGGCACAAGGGAAUAUCGUUGUUGACAUAAUAUUAAUUAACUUUAUUGUGAAUCUAUUGAAAAGACCAGUAGUGAAUGUGUGGAUAAAAAUUAUACAGUGACAAUUGUCAAAAUGAUCAUUCGUAAAACGAUUUGGCCUCACACAUUAAGUGACUUUUUUUCUAUGAUAUUUAUAUUAACAAUUGUACCAUUAAUAUAUUGGUUCGAACUUUGGGUAGUAUUACCCGCAUUGUAUAAGUACAACACGAUACCAUAUUUCAUUCACUUUACUAUAGGUAAUUUUAUAAUGUUAAAUAUUGUGGGUAACUUUACCUAUACAAUAUUGUGCGAUACUAGUAUUAAUAGAACUAUUGUACCGGUAAGCACAGCAACUCCUAAGAAUGGAUGGAGGUUAUGUACAACAUGUGAAAUACUUGCUCCUCCUCGUUCAUGGCACUGUUCAACAUGUAGAACAUGUAUUCUAAAGCGUGAUCAUCAUUGUAUCUUUACUGGCUGUUGUAUUGGUUAUUUUAAUCACAGAUAUUUUUUAAUGUUCCUUUUGUAUUUAUUCAUUGCUACAGUCUAUGCUUUUUGUUAUAAUAACUAUUUUAUCUGGGCUAGAAUAAAUUUUGAGUUUCCAAUGACCAUUAUAAAAAUUAUAUUUCCAUUGGCAAUAUUUGUUUUUGGGUUUGAUGGUUCUAUUGAACAAUUCUAUUUAUUACUUUAUAUUGUUUCUGUUAUAGGAAUGUUAUUUACAGGUGUUUUAUGCGUUUAUCAUUUUAGAUUAGUUUUUAGUGGAUGCGUAGCAGAUGAAAGUAAUAAAAAUAAGGAUACUUAUGAUCUUGGUUGGCAACAGAAUAUAAAAGAAGUUCUUGGUGAACGAUGGUUUUUAACAUGGUUGAUUCCAUAUAUGAAAUCAAAAUUACCGCACGAUGGUAUUACAUGGGAUACGAAAAGUACAUGGGAAAUUAAUAAUGUAAAGAAUAAAUGAAUUUAUAUGCAUUUGUUCACUUGAAAUGCAGUUGACCAACCAUUCCAACUUGAGAUUUUUUUUUUAUUUAAUUUUUCUUUAUUAAUUAUGAAAUUGCAAGUUAUAAAAGCUGAACUGUAUUUUAUAAAUAUUUUGUAACAUAUCAUGAUCAUACAGUCAUACCAAAAAAUUGUUAUAUAUACACAUUUAUGCAUAUUACACAAUGAAAUUUCUUAAUUUUGAAUAAUGAUAUAUGUUAAGA